UAACUUUAAUCCAUACGGUCGGUCGAUCGAGAGAGAGAGAGAGAGAGAGAUGAGCUCUGUCCGCGAAGAAGCAGCGGAGAACCAGUUCCAUCGUUUGCCGGACGACGUCGUGGUCGGCAUCUUCGAGAACGUCUCCGACAUAGAGUGCCUCUGCAGAUGCUUCUUGGUCUCCAAGAGAUUCUCUUCCCUUAUCCUUCGCGUCCAAACAGUCUCCAUCAAAGGCGUCACCUUGGAUUGUAAAUCUUCCAAAUCCGGCAAAGAAACCCAGACGAUCAAUCCCUUCGGAGGAAACGGUUUGCUCGGAAAAUUCUCCAACUUGGUCCUCAAACCCUUCCGGUACCUCCACAAGCUCGCUCUCUCGCCUCCUCCUCCUUUGCAAUUCAAUAUCCCUGGCCUCGCGUUCCUAGCUCUAUUGAAACAGGUUCGAUCUCUCAAUCUCGAGGUUAUCUCCGAUUUCGACGCCGACAAUGAUUGUGUUUUCAAAUGGGGGGCCGAUUUCACCGCCACACACCCCAGCGUCACGUUUCUCUUUGCAAAAUCUCUCUCUAAAAUGACGACGGAAUUACAAGAAGAAGAAGAAGAAGACGGAUCUGAGAACAGGAGGAUAACUCGGGAAGAACUGUUGCCCCGAGCAUCGUUAGCCUUUGAGUGCAUAGAAGGUGCUUCGAGGUGGCUAGGAAUCUUGUCUCGUGUUGUCACAAAAUGCCCGAUGAUUCAGAACCUUACCAUCUCCGAUUCGAUGAACAAGGGGGUGAAGCUCCGUUUGGGUGGCAAAAAACUCGGGGAGUAUAGGAACGCUUUCGAUUUGGAUAAGGUGGUUUCGUUGUCCGAUAAUUGGACGCCAGAGUAUAUGAGGGUUGGUUUUGUGCCUGUUUUACCGCUCCCCAUGUCUGGGUAUGUCAUGAAAGUGGUGACCAUUUUUAACUUCAGAAUGUCUGCUGCUGAUGAUUCCGAGGCCUAUUCGGCCAUGUUGGAUGCGUUUGCGGAGGAACAAGGUGUUUUUUCGGAAGCUUUGGUGCAGAUUCUGGAAAAACAUAAGGGCAAUAUCAUGAUGAGAACUUAAAAUUGAUUCUAUUUCUGAAUUGUGUCUUUACUUCUUCUUCUUGUUACUGCUUUCGUUUGGCCUUUGCCACUAUGCUAAUCAGUGGACUAUAAGACUAACCAUUAUAGAAGUUUUAUGAUCAAAUUAUGUGAAGAUCAGUGUCCGAGCAUGAACUGUUCUAAAUGUGCCUACAUUGGUGGAAGAAUUUUCAAGGAUUUUGCUAUGAGAUUAUGGUCUUGAAAAUCUCAAA
This is a messenger RNA of Rhododendron vialii, 1292 nucleotides long. Its product is annotated as F-box protein AUF2-like. The transcript has a single exon. The record is from RefSeq and is a predicted model, not a curated record. The coding region runs from base 50 to 1063 and encodes 337 amino acids. Gene Ontology annotation, molecular function: protein binding. Lineage: Eukaryota; Viridiplantae; Streptophyta; Magnoliopsida; Ericales; Ericaceae.